This is a messenger RNA of Pomacea canaliculata, 445 nucleotides long. Its product is annotated as RWD domain-containing protein 1-like. Bases 113 to 430 code for a protein of 105 amino acids. Lineage: Eukaryota; Metazoa; Mollusca; Gastropoda; Architaenioglossa; Ampullariidae. Gene Ontology annotation, molecular function: protein binding. Gene Ontology annotation, biological process: cytoplasmic translation. The transcript is spliced from 3 exons. The record is from RefSeq and is a predicted model, not a curated record.
CCGGUAAAGUUGUGGCAGACGUCGGCAUGUGGAGUUGACGACUGCGAAACGUUAGUUUAUGGUUUUAUAGGUUCUUGUUUGUCCAUUGUUGGAUGUCGACGAUUAUCCAAGAAUGACGGACUAUGCAGAAGAACAGCGUAAUGAAAUAGAAGCGUUGAUGUCUAUUUAUCCAGAGGAAUUACAAAUUGUACAAGACUCGCCACAUUUUGUAUUUCAACUGACAGUAUCAUCUUCAGAGUCAGAAGAACCAAAAGACCCAGAGAAUGAGAAUGACAUUGAUGAUCGAGUUACAUGUGUGAUACAAUUUACAUAUGCACCUACAUACCCUGAUGAACCUCCCCUGAUAGAAAUAAUUUCUUCAGAAAAGAUGGAUGAUGAACAACAAACCAAAGUCUUAGAUUUCAUCAAUGAACAGGUAAUCUUUUUGUGAUAUGUCUGUUGUAGG